This is a messenger RNA of Sphaeroforma arctica JP610, 150 nucleotides long. RefSeq lists its product as hypothetical. The record is from RefSeq and is a predicted model, not a curated record. NCBI's taxonomy places the organism in Eukaryota, Ichthyosporea, Ichthyophonida. The annotation marks the transcript as partial. The transcript has a single exon.
CUCGCCAGAUACCUCAAAUGGAUUGGUUACGAAGCAAAGGUCUUCAAUAUUGGCUCGUACAGAAGAGACCGGUUGGGAUCGUUCCAAAAUCACGAUUUCUUCCGACCCGAUAAUCCCGAAGGCAUCAAAGCGAGGACAGAGAUGUGUCUG